ACACCAGAUCUCCCUCUUCCAGCUGGAUCCUUGGAAGGAAAGAAGAAGGCAGAAACCCUCAGCAAAGCAAAGAUGAUGAAGUCUGCUCUCACAAUCUUGCUCCUUAUCCUCUGCGCAGCUCUCCUGCAAGGAAUGCCAACCUCUAGGCGGGGGCGCUGUCUCUGUCGAGGAAAGCGCAUGCCUGGCGUUGACAUACGGAACAUUGCUGAAGUGGAAUACCACCUGCCAAGCUCCAGCUGUGAACAUGAAGAGUUAGUAGUCGUUUUCAAAACAGAUGGGAGGAGAGGAUGUCUUGACACAAACAGAGUACAGGGCAGGAGAAUAAAAGAGGCCAUUAUGAAGAAGAAGAAGUAAAGACCACAAGAGUGAAAAGGAGAAGAGUAUGAAAAUGUAACUGGCCAUUUCAUUACAGAGGAAGGCUGAUGCUACGGUUCAAACUGAUUUCAGGGACCUUGUUUUAUCUUCUCCUUGAGGACUUCCUAUCAGAUUCCAGAAGGAUUUGUCUUCUUCGGAGCAAGCUCUAAAAAACUCCAGACAAAAACACUGCCAGGCUUGUUGUUCAAUGACAAGACUGUGCUCAUAACAGCUGCAGGGAUUUUGACAUUAAGCUAUUCUACUUCACUUCUUUCAGGGCAAGUUAACUUUACUGUAAAAGGAAAUAGAAAAGUAAGGGACCUCAAGGAAAACAAUGUCACACUUAUUUUAUUUUUAUUACAAUUAUUGUUUUGGUUUGGUUUUUUAAAAACAUUUUUAGGAAAAAUACUAUCCCGCUAUCGGGUCUUUCUUCCUGGGCAUUUCUUUAAGUAAUCAUAGCUGGAAAAUAGACGUUUCUUUCGCAGGCUUGGUCCAUCUGGCAACCUCCAGUAUUGUACUACAACACCCAUCAUUCCCAAAUCCAUCGGAGGAGUUGUCUGUGUUGUAAUUCUACACAUCUAGAGGGUGCAGCAUUGAGGAAAGCUGAAGGAUGUUGAAGACCCUUCCGCUAAUUCUUUGUCCAAAUUCUGCUUUAGGGAUCAUUCAUUGUUGUUUUUCAGCGCAAGUAUGCGAAUAAUCUCACUCACACAUUCCGGUGUUUUUGUUCACAUCAUUAUUUUUUUAAACUGGAACUGCAUCUUUGCAAGUUCUAUUGCUUACAUGUGUCAACACUGUGAAUGGAUGUAUUCAAAACACAUUCAAGGCAUGCAGAGUUUUAUCCCAGGUGUAUUUGCUUCAGUUGUGCACACAGCCUACAGUGUGAAUCUUUUAGGAAAACCUGGGGGAAUGUGAUCAGUUAUCCUGGGUUAAAUGGGUUUUUUCACAGCCCCCCCCCCAAAAAAACCCCCCAAACUUAAACGGAUGCAUUUGAAAUACAUGUCAACAACAAGAUUCAACCCACGUUCUACUAGGAUUAAUUUUACCAGCUGAAUAACCUCAUCGAAUACAUCCCUGUAAACAUGGCAAAGCUGCAUUCCCAGUAUGAGUGGGGAAAAUGGACUUAUUUUCAUGAGUCUGCUUUUGACAUGCGGAUUUUCAGAAAUAAUGUCUGAUAGUUAUUGAGUUAGAGAGCAAACAUGGGGAAGGAAACUGAUCUCUUCCCUUUCCUGUCGCAGUCCUGAGACAGAUCCCUCUAAAAUUGGUACAGUAUUUGUAUGGGGAAUCCCUGAGUUUAAAAAUACAUGUACAUGUGCACAUUGGCAUAAAUGUGACCAUACUCUAGGUGAACAAAAUGUAGUUUGAAAACAAAACUAGCUCUAAGACUUUUAAUUUACAGUAGGGGAAAAAAUAAGCUUUGGAUACUGCUGUUGCUUUGGGACCAGCCCAGCUGGCAUGCAUCGUGUUUAAUACCUGUCUAACUGUAUAUAUGUAAAUAAAGAGGGUUUUUUUCUAA
Molecule: messenger RNA, 1867 nt
Organism: Sceloporus undulatus (fence lizard)
Lineage: Eukaryota; Metazoa; Chordata; Lepidosauria; Squamata; Phrynosomatidae
Product: C-X-C motif chemokine 11-like
Exons: 4
Coding region: 73-354 (93 amino acids)
Biological process (GO): cellular response to lipopolysaccharide; inflammatory response; chemokine-mediated signaling pathway
Cellular component (GO): extracellular region
Molecular function (GO): chemokine activity; CXCR chemokine receptor binding
Source: RefSeq, a predicted model, not a curated record